AUGGGUUUGAAAGUUUUAGGUUUAAUAGUGUGUGAAACCAAACAAGAAAGAUUGUUAGGAGCCUCUUGCAAUGAUAAUCAUCUCAGUCCCGGAUCUGUUUUAGAAGCUUCAUUUUCUUCUAGUAGUCUCGACGAAAGCUCAGGAUGUGGUUUUCACCCUGAUUCUGUGAGUUUCUCGUAUAGCCAGCCAGAAAAAAUGGAACAUGACGGCGAACUUUUAGAUUAUGUAGUGUCUUUUAAUAAAGGAAGUAUAAGUAAGAUACUAAUUGAUAUUGUCAACCAAAUUUCUAUGGCUGUUAGCCGUGAAAUCCGAAAGAUCCUGACUGAGAGGACAGCCAACUUUAAUAUUGCUCUUGAUGAUGUGUCAAUUACUACUCUGACCUUUGGCAAGGAGUUUACUGCUGCAAUUGAAGCCAAGCAGGUGGCUGCACAAGAAGCUGAGAGGGCGAAAUUUGUUGUGGAAAAAGCUGAGCAAGACAAAAGAAGUGCUGUAAUCAGAGCACAGGGUGAGGCUAAAAGUGCCCAACUGAUUGGACAAGCCAUUUCCAACAAUCCAGCUUUCAUCACACUCAGGAAGAUUGAAGCUGCAAGAGAGAUUGCACAUACUAUAUCAAACGCAGCAAACAAGGUUUUCCUGAAUUCAGAUGAUCUUUUGCUGAAUCUUCAGGAGCUGAAUUUUUCGCCUGGCAAAAACUGAGCUGGUUAAUCUG
Messenger RNA from Vicia villosa (hairy vetch), 709 nucleotides. RefSeq names its product prohibitin-2, mitochondrial-like. Gene Ontology annotation, cellular component: membrane; mitochondrion. The record is from RefSeq and is a predicted model, not a curated record. The transcript is spliced from 5 exons. Lineage: Eukaryota; Viridiplantae; Streptophyta; Magnoliopsida; Fabales; Fabaceae. The coding region runs from base 1 to 696 and encodes 231 amino acids. Gene Ontology annotation, biological process: mitochondrion organization.